ACGGCAUGGGCCCCGCCUGCCUGCAGGCCAAAGACGGCAUGGCCAUCAAGGGCAACAACAACAACGCCCCGGCCUCGGCCGCGCCCGAGAAGAGCAUCGAGGAGAUGAAGAAGCUGUUCAUCGGCCGCGCCAAACGCAUCGACACGGUGUCCCGCGUGGCCUUCCCGCUCGUCUUCCUCAUUUUUAACAUUUUCUACUGGAUCAUUUACAAGAUCAUCCGCAGCGAGGACAUCCACAAGCAGUAGUCGAGAGGCGGAGGAGGAGGAGGAGGAGGAGGAGGAAGAGGGCGAGAACAGUGCGAAGAGGAGAACGCAGAAAAAGAGAAGGAAACAGAGAGAGACGACUUCUAUCGGAGAUAUCAUUGCCCCCUUUUUUCACGCCAACCACGCCUCCUUUCCUCGCCCUUCUUCUUCUUCUUCUUCUUCUCGUGGACGAGGAUAAGUUGCUCUUUGUGGCAGUCGCCCCUCAGCUCCUAUAUUUGAGAUAUUUAUUGCUUUCUUUUCCCUUUAUCCUCCUCUCCUGCCCCAAAUCCCAACUCAUUCCGGCUCUUCCCACCUCCCGAAUAAUCCGGACCAGUGCAAUAGCAAUGCAGUAAAAUGCAUGAUAUAUGAAUGUGGCAAUAUAUUAAUGAAAAGAUGACAAACACAGACUUUUUGCAGGCACGCCCAACAGACUGUGUGGGAGUGGGCGGACAGGAAGGAAAGAAGACGCUUGUGAAGGGUCUUGUAUUUGAUUUUCGGGUUUUCUUUUUUGUGCGGAACAGAAAUAUAGUUCUAUAUGACAAAGUGAUGUCGGGCCGGGGUGGGGGACGUGCGAGAAGCAUACAGCAGUGUAAUAUACUCAUAUAUCUAUCGUAAGUGGAGAAAAUAAACUUUAUUUGCAAAGGCGGGGCAUCUGGAAACGAGGGAUUUUUCACCCCAAAAAAAAGGACGGACGGCGGAUCGGUGCUUCCAUUCAAUAAAAGCGAUGCAAGGAUCACGCAUUCUAUAUAUCUAGAUUUGCUUCAAACGUGUAUUGCAAGCACUCCUCAACGCUUUUCCUCCCCGCCCCCGCCGCCGCCAACAAACCUCGAAACUGCAGAGACACUCGAGGUUUCGCUGC
Plectropomus leopardus (leopard coralgrouper) is the source of this 1101-nucleotide messenger RNA. The record is from RefSeq and is a predicted model, not a curated record. NCBI's taxonomy places the organism in Eukaryota, Metazoa, Chordata, Actinopteri, Perciformes, Serranidae.